Molecule: messenger RNA, 555 nt
Organism: Saprolegnia parasitica CBS 223.65
Lineage: Eukaryota; Oomycota; Saprolegniomycetes; Saprolegniales; Saprolegniaceae
Exons: 3
Coding region: 28-555 (175 amino acids)
Source: RefSeq, a predicted model, not a curated record
CGAGCCCAGCGCAGAGAAGCAGGACCGAUGAGCAGCGACGGGAUCCCGUGCCUCUAUACCAAGCACAAAACGCAGAAGGCCAAGACGUACCAUGACGGGAAGCUCGUGAAGCUCUCGACCAAGCUCAUGCUCUACGACGUUGACGGCAAGAGCCUCGACUCGAAGCCAUACCUUCCCCACGAGUGGAAUGCUCAGUUUCCCAACUUUGAGUUCCCCAAAUUCCUCGUCGAGAUUGAUUCGUGUGUGAUGGCCACACCGACAUCGACGCUCAACACGCCCAGCGCCGCGGCCGUCGCUCCGCCUCCGCCUUCGUCGUUUGUCUCGGGCCGGAUGCCAGCGCCACCUGGCGGUGCAGCGAAAUUCCAGGCUCCGCGAGGUGGCUUCCGGGCCCCAAAGCGAAAGAUUGACGAUGCCGAGUUGGCACCCACGGCGACCCCCAGCGCCGAGGCCAACGCCCGAAUGCGCCAGCUCGACCCAGCGGAAGCACACCAGCUCUCGGAGCCGGACGACGUCACCAUGUGCCUGUCGCACAACCCUCGAGCGGGCCACCGCUGA